Messenger RNA from Thamnophis sirtalis, 1026 nucleotides. The record is from RefSeq and is a predicted model, not a curated record. NCBI's taxonomy places the organism in Eukaryota, Metazoa, Chordata, Lepidosauria, Squamata, Natricidae.
GAAGAGAGAGAGAAAGAGAGACACACAUACAGAGAGGAAUAAUAAUAACAACAGUCACAAACAACAACAGCAGCAAUUUUAAAAAGCGGAAUCCGAUACAUGUUCAUUGGAAAAGAGUUUUGACUCCAUCCUCAGAAUUUUUUUUAAAAAAAUCUAUGCAUAUCUGUAUAUAUUCCUGGAAAUCACAAAGAUCCGUGGGUUGGCAUCUCUUCGUUAUCUUCUAACAUCCUGUGGCUUUUCAUCUCCCCUAACCCUGGUACCUAGAUCUAAACCUAUUUAAUAUAAGCUAUUCAUAUGACAAUGAGCUCCUAUUUUGUCAACUCCCUCUUCUCCAAGUACAAAACUGGGGACUCCCUGCGCCCCAACUUCUACGAUUGUGGGUUCGCCCAGGAACUCGGAGGGAGACCGACGGUGGUGUACGGGCCGAGCACGGGGGGCACUUUCCAGCACCCCACCCAGAUCCAGGAGUUCUACCACGGGGCGUCCUCUCUCUCCAGCUCCCCUUACCAACAGAAUCCCUGCGCCGUAGUGUGCCACGGGGAUCCCAGCAACUUCUACUGCUAUGACCCGUUGCAAAGACAAAGCCUCUUCAGCGCUCAGGAAUCCGACCUGGUACAGUAUCCGGAUUGCAAACUAGCUUCCACCGGCCUGGGAGAGGACGCAGACAAUUCGGAGCAGAGCCCGUCUCCCACACAACUCUUCCCCUGGAUGAGACCGCAAGCCAGCUCUGGACGGAGAAGAGGCCGGCAGACCUACAGCCGCUACCAGACCUUGGAGCUGGAAAAGGAGUUCCUUUUUAAUCCUUACCUGACCCGCAAGCGGAGAAUCGAAGUCUCGCACGCCCUGAGAGUGACCGAACGGCAAGUGAAAAUCUGGUUUCAAAACAGGAGGAUGAAGUGGAAAAAAGACAACAAAGAUAAGUUCCCCAGCAGCAAAUGUGAGCAAGAAGAAUUGGAGAAACAGAAAAUGGAAAGGGCGCAAGAGGUGGAAUAGGACGGAGAAGCACAGACGGGGGACAAAAAGUAG